Messenger RNA from Colletotrichum spaethianum, 450 nucleotides. Its product is annotated as mannan endo-1,4-beta-mannosidase A. The transcript has 2 exons. NCBI's taxonomy places the organism in Eukaryota, Fungi, Ascomycota, Sordariomycetes, Glomerellales, Glomerellaceae. The coding region runs from base 1 to 450 and encodes 149 amino acids. The record is from RefSeq and is a predicted model, not a curated record.
AUGAAGCUUUCACUCCUGUCGAUCUUGGCCGACUUUGCCCUCGUUCGAUGCCUAGCCGCUGCGGAUUCCAAGCAGGUUGCACACCUCCCAUCGACAAGUGGAACAAAGUUCACCAUUGAUGGUCAUUCCAAGUACUCUGCCAGCAUCAACUCAUACUGGAUAUCUUUCCUGACAAACAAUGGUGAUAUUGACCUCGUCAUGAACAAUGUCGCGAUUCCGAAUUCAAGAUCUUCCGCGUGUGGGGCUUCAACGACGUCAACACCAUUCCCAGCAGAAACCAGGUCUGGUACCAGUACCUUUCUUCUUUCGGGCCUUAGAUCAAUACGCCUGCCAAUGGGCUCUAGUGCCUUGAUGCACUACGGAAAAGAAAGGCAUGAGGUUGGUCAUCCCACGGACUUUGUUAAGAAUCUCGGCAUCAAGACACUUGACUUCGGUACUUUCCACAUGUAA